Prosopis cineraria is the source of this 1149-nucleotide messenger RNA. RefSeq names its product DNA polymerase II subunit B3-1-like. The coding region runs from base 49 to 669 and encodes 206 amino acids. Gene Ontology annotation, biological process: regulation of DNA-templated transcription. Lineage: Eukaryota; Viridiplantae; Streptophyta; Magnoliopsida; Fabales; Fabaceae. Gene Ontology annotation, cellular component: nucleus. The record is from RefSeq and is a predicted model, not a curated record. Gene Ontology annotation, molecular function: protein heterodimerization activity. The transcript is spliced from 4 exons.
GCUGCGUUUACCGUCGACUAGUAGGAAGCCCUCUGCCCACUGGGACUCAUGGCUUCCGCCAAAAUGUCGAAAGCAGAAAACGAAAGCGGCAAUGGACAAAGCUCAAAAACAGCGACUAAAGCAAGUAAACCUCGAAAAGAGGGCUUGAAGAAGAAGAAUAAACUCGGCAAUAGCAAGGCGAAGGAUAAUAAAGCAUCAAUCUUUCCGUCUCCUACCACCGAGUUCUUAGAAGGAGGUAAAGGUCCUGGAAUUGACAACAAUGGCACCACAAAUGGGCGGGACGGCGGAACGAGACCCAAGAAAGGUAAACGAAAGCAACAAGAUGACGAUUAUAAAGUUGAAGAUAAAGAAAACGCAAAAACGAAUGGGCUUCCAAUGAGUCGUAUCAAGAGAAUCAUGAAGGCAGAAGAUCCCGAGUUACGUGUUUCUGAGGAAGCCAUCUUUGUCAUCGGCAAAGCUACGGUGAAGUUCAUUGAAGAAUUUACGCGGGAAGCUCAUGCUGGUUCAGUUCAGGGUCGAAAGAAAUUUCUUGGUUACCAGCACCUGUCUGAUGUUGUAAGUAAGCAGAGGAGAUACGACUUUCUUUCAGAUUAUGUUCCUGAGAAACUAAAAGCUGAAGAUGCAUUAAAAAAGAAUGCAAGCGCCAAUCGGGAAGAACUGAAAAUGUAAAAUAAUGCAUGCCAAUCGAGGAUCUAAUUAUAUAAUGAACCUAAUCUUGUAUGCCAUGCUUGUGAAAUGUGGACGUUGAUGCUUGACGGGGAGGAAACACGCCAGUUGAUUAUUGCUCCUUGAAAGUCCAAUGUGGUGAGGUGCAUUUUUUCAGUGACUAAGGAUACUUAUGAAUGACUUAAAGCUUGUUUAGUUAAAGUGGAAGCUGCCAUCCGUGACAGAUCUAAAACCCAUUAAAACUAUAUAUGGGUUUGGUCACUUGGUGACAACAUACAUUGUUGAAUCAAAUGUACUCCAAUAGUUGCUGUGUCAUGUUGUACUAGAUGACUGUUCAGUAUGCAUUACUGGUUUUAUUUAUGAUGCCUGCUCUUUACGUCGACAUUUCACAAGCUAUUUUUAACCUCGUAAUGCUGCCCGAAAGAUAUUGAUACUUUUAUGUGAGUUGCAGGUGAUUGAUUUUGAAACAAUGCUUUAGUUGUC